This is a messenger RNA of Salvia splendens (bonfire salvia), 1692 nucleotides long. RefSeq names its product UDP-glucuronate 4-epimerase 1. The transcript has 2 exons. Lineage: Eukaryota; Viridiplantae; Streptophyta; Magnoliopsida; Lamiales; Lamiaceae. Bases 207 to 1478 code for a protein of 423 amino acids. The record is from RefSeq and is a predicted model, not a curated record.
UCUCCUCCCCCUUUCCUCCUUAGCAGAUGUAACCCAAUCUCUCUGCAUCUCUUUCAGGAUUUGGAUCUCUCCUCUCUCUCUCUCAAUCAUUUCCUCCCCCAUUCCAUAUUCCCAGAGAGAGAAGAGACCUCCAAUCCCAACUAAUAAUUUAAAUAUAAUACAGAUCCAACCUUGUUUCUUCUGAUUGACGAAAUAAUACGACAACAAUGCCGUCCAUGUCCGCGGGGGAGCUGUUCCUCCCCUCCACCCCUGGCAAAUUCAAAGACAAAUCCCACCGCCAUUUCCACCGCUGCUCCUCCUCCACCAGCACCUUUUUCCUCUGGGCCCUCUUCCUCCUCGCCCUCACCGCCGCCUACCUCACCUUCCAACCCUCCGCCACCAACUACUUCACCACCGCCCCCCACUGGGAGACCCACCUCCGCUCCUCCGCCCACAUCCACCGCCCCAACGGCUUCUCCGUCCUCGUCACCGGCGCCGCCGGCUUCGUCGGCUCCCACGUCUCCCUCGCCCUCAAAAAACGCGGCGACGGCGUCGUCGGCCUCGACAACUUCAACCACUACUACGACCCCGCCCUCAAAUCCGCCCGCAAACACCUCCUCUCCUCCCACCACAUCUUCAUCGUCGACGGCGACAUCAACAACGCCAAAUUACUCGCCAAGCUCUUCGACAUCGCCAAAUUCACACACGUCAUGCACCUCGCCGCCCAGGCCGGCGUCAGGUAUGCCAUGGAGAAUCCCCACUCGUACAUCCACAGCAACAUCGCCGGCCUCGUCACGCUUCUAGAAGCUUCCAAGUCCGCUAACCCCCAACCCUCCGUCGUGUGGGCCAGCUCCAGCUCCGUCUACGGCCUCAACGAGAAAGCCCCCUUCUCCGAAUCCGACCGCACCGACAAACCCGCCUCCCUCUACGCGGCCACAAAAAAAGCCGGAGAGGAAAUCACGCACACAUACAACCACAUCUACGGCCUAUCAAUAACCGGGCUACGCUUCUUCACCGUAUACGGCCCCUGGGGGAGGCCCGACAUGGCCUACUUCUCCUUCACCCGCAACAUCCUCCAAGGUAAGCCAAUCACCGUAUACCGAGGAAAGAACCACGCUGAUUUAGCUAGAGACUUCACCUACAUCGACGACGUCGUGAAGGGGUGCAUUGGAUCGUUAGACACGGCGAAGAAGAGCACCGGGUCAGGGGGGAAGAAGCGGGGGCCGGCGCAGUUCAGGAUAUUCAAUCUCGGCAACACUUCCCCCGUGACGGUGCCGAUGAUGGUGGGGAUCUUGGAGAAGCAUUUGAAGAUUAAAGCGAAGAAAAAUGUGCUCGACAUGCCUGGAAACGGCGACGUUCCGUUCACGCACGCCAAUAUUAGCUACGCGCACAACGAGUUCGGGUACAACCCAACCACCGAUUUGCAAACGGGUCUGAAGAAGUUCGUUAAAUGGUAUUUAUCUUAUUAUGGUUACAAUCACGCCAAGUCUGGGAACUGAUUAUUUUUUUUUGAUAAACGGAAUGAAGGAGAGAAAAACAUGGGAAAUGGGUAAAAGGAAGGUAAAUACAUUCUUUUCUUAUCUUCUUCUUUUUGAGGAAUUGUGUAUGUAUUUUCUUUUUAUGUAAAAACCUCAUGUGGUUUUCAUCAAGUUGUCGGCAUCGCUGUUAUUUUUAAAUUACAGCAUUUUGAUUGGAAAAGAAUGUUAAUGUGUA